This is a messenger RNA of Zophobas morio, 783 nucleotides long. Its product is annotated as zinc finger protein 142-like. The transcript has a single exon. The record is from RefSeq and is a predicted model, not a curated record. NCBI's taxonomy places the organism in Eukaryota, Metazoa, Arthropoda, Insecta, Coleoptera, Tenebrionidae. The coding region runs from base 1 to 783 and encodes 260 amino acids. Gene Ontology annotation, biological process: regulation of transcription by RNA polymerase II. Gene Ontology annotation, molecular function: RNA polymerase II transcription regulatory region sequence-specific DNA binding; DNA-binding transcription factor activity, RNA polymerase II-specific.
AUGGAAGCUUAUCACUGUAAAAACUGUGAUUUUAAGACUAAUCUGACACUUGUGUUUAAACAACACAUUAAUACACAUGACGGCCCUAAGAGAGAAUCUAGUGAGAAAACAUCUAGUGAGGAAUCAUUUAGUGAGGAAUCAUCGAGUGAGGAUUCCAGCAUAGAAAACUACGGUUGCGCAAUAUAUUACUUUGAGCCAAAUCUGUCGUUAAAGUCGUUUCAGCAUACUUCAGCAUGCACGGAAACGAAAGAAAGUCUUCAAAGUAUGAGUUCUUUGAAAAAGAGUGCCACAAACAAUUCCGACUUCGAACAAACUGACGAAAUGCUCUAUUCUUGUGCUGAAUGUUCAUAUAAAUGUAAAUUCAAAAGAUAUUUAAAUCGUCACAUUAAGGCUUUCCAUUCAGACAAGUCGUAUGCAUGCGACGAGUGUACAUUUACAAGCAAAUGGAAAGAAAGUUUAAAAGUCCACAUAAAUAGAAUCCACCUAGAUGAACAAGAUGUUGAAUGGCACAAGUGCAAUGAGUGUUCUUUCAAAACUAAGCUUGAAGCACCUUUAAAAAGACACGUAAAUGACAAGCAUCUAGACGACACAAAAGUUAAGUGGUACAAUUGUCACAAUUGUUCCUACAGAACCAAACGAGCGUGGAACUUAAAAAGUCAUGCAAUGUAUAAACAUUUGAAUGAUGAGGAAAUUAAGUGGCACAAAUGUGGAGACUGUUCAUUCAAAGCUAAAACAAAAAGUAAAUUAAUAAGGCAUGUAAAGGUCCAUUCGAAUAUCAGAUAG